Messenger RNA from Capronia coronata CBS 617.96, 1107 nucleotides. Its product is annotated as homoserine kinase. NCBI's taxonomy places the organism in Eukaryota, Fungi, Ascomycota, Eurotiomycetes, Chaetothyriales, Herpotrichiellaceae. Bases 1 to 1107 code for a protein of 368 amino acids. Gene Ontology annotation, biological process: L-threonine metabolic process. The record is from RefSeq and is a predicted model, not a curated record. Gene Ontology annotation, molecular function: homoserine kinase activity; ATP binding. The transcript has 2 exons.
AUGUCGCUAUCACGUUCAUGUACUCAUCAUGUCUCUCUCCCAAAACCAGGCCCCGGGUUCGACGUGAUUGGCCUCGCUCUGUCGAUGUACCUCGAACUCCGCGUCAGCAUUGACCGAACUCAGCCAUCCGAUCCAUCAAUCCCUCUGAACUGUACUGUAUCGUACACGGGAGUGGGCGCGGACGAGAUCGACCUAAACCCAGCCAAUAACCUGAUUACCCGAACGGCAUUGUACGUUCUGCGUUGCCACGACCAGCACGACUUCCCAGCCCAGACACAUGUUCACAUCCACAACCCGAUCCCGCUGGGUCGGGGUUUGGGGUCAUCCGGCGCCGCCGUGGUCGCCGGCGUCUUGCUCGGCAAUGUGGUCGGCGAUCUGAAGCUGUCGAAGCGGCGGCUGCUGGAUUUUUGCCUCAUGGUCGAACGACACCCGGAUAACGUCGCUGCGGCCCUUUAUGGCGGGUUUGUCGGCACGUAUCUCAACGAGCUCGAUCCGGACGACAUGGCGCGCAAGGAGGUCCCGUUGUCGGAAGUCCUCCCUCAACCUGCUGGUGGCGUGGAUACGGGGCUGACACCGCCCAUCCCGCCCGAGAAUAUCGGCCACUAUCGACGGUUCAACUGGGCCAAGGAAAUCAAGGCGCUGGCCAUCAUCCCUGACUUCGAAGUCAGCACGGCCAAAGCUAGGGAGGUUUUGCCCAAGACCUAUUCGCGGCAAGAUAUGAUCUUCAAUCUGCAACGUCUUGCUCUCUUGACUACUGUCCUCUCCGACUCUCCACCUGAUCCGGACCUCAUUUACAGCGCAAUGCAAGAUAAGAUCCACCAACCGUACAGGAAGACCCUGAUCCCUGCAUUGCCCGCCAUUCUAUCCUCCAUGUCACCGAAAACGCACAAGGGCCUGUUGGGGAUAUGUCUGUCGGGCGCCGGCCCGACGAUAUUGGCCCUCGCCACCGAGAACUUCGACGCCAUUGCUGGUGUCAUUGUCCAGCGGUUCAAGGACGAGGGCAUCAGCUGCGAGUGGAAGAUCUUGGAGCCGGCCGAAGACGGUGCAACUGUCCAGGAAGUCCCGGGCGACGUUCCAUCGUAUCUACGUGAGAUUAGACAGACGUAA